CACUGUGCUGGCACACUAUGCUCCUCAACUGUGAAAAAGAGUUGCGGAGUAAGAAGAGCUCUUUUAGCUUUAAAAUACCGUCGUUUGUGGAGUUGGUUUUUUUUUUUAUUCUCAUGGACAAUUGCAGCAUUUUAUAUUCCAACACAGAAAAGUUUUGUUUUGCUUAUUUUGAGGUAUGUCAAAUAAUUACCAGAAGUCUGGAAAGUCCUGGAAAAUGCUCGAAUUUAAGGAGGACAUUAAGAGAAAUCGGAGAGAAGAAGAGGAGAAAUCCCCAGAAGGACUGACAUCGAGGGAAGAAGUUUCAGUCGGACGGUUUAUACAAACACAAAGUGGAGAGGAUUUUUCAAAGAUGGAGGACACAGUAGAAGAGGCGGUACAGGAUAGGAGGAGCGGAAAGACAUAAGAUGGCGUGAGGACCAAAGCCGGUGGUUGGUUUGAUCUGAGCCACGUGUGCGUUCACAGCCACGUCUCUUCACCGCUUCAUGGAUGUCGACUAAAACGUCGGGUUCCUCCGAUGGCCGGCGUCUUUCGGUCUCUGACCAGGUAGUGCAUCGUGCAGUGCAGGUUUGCGGCUCAGCAACUGAUCUAGAGGAACAAACGAACCAAGCGCUGCCCAAACAAGGCAUGAAACCGAAAAAAUGACUGUGAAUGUCAACAGUACUCGAACGAACAAGACCUACUGACAAUGUCAUGACUCUGCUCGAGGAUGUGCUUCAACCGGGGAUUCAGACCGAAGAACGAGCUCUUCCUCCUGAACAAACGAUGUCCAUGAAAUCUGCACUAUCGUCGGCCAUGAGUAUAACUGGAAGCUGAUAGCAUGUGAUCAACGGCACUGGGAGACCCCGGCAACACCACCUUCCGUAAAAUCCUAGUUGUCUUUGUAAAGAAAAAAUGGCCGAUGCGGGUCCCCGACUUUGGAAACAGGACGAGUUCCAGCAAGCGGAUUUUCUGACGUCAGAGUUAGCAUCACUGCGUCUCAUGGACGAGAAGAGCAACCAAAUAGGGGAUGAGCCUGACCUUUUUGCAUGUCCUCCAGUGACGUCAUCGUGGUGCAGCCAAUCACAACAGGAGUCUGACAUAGCUUCAGCUACAUGCUCUAAUCAGUCACCAGCAGAUCAAGAGUUCGUGGAAUCGAGGAUGAGCCGAAAUGACAGCGAGGCUCGGUCUACCGCUUUGACGCCUUUCCUGCAGGACCUUUCCACCAUCGCCGCCGCCGCCGCUGCUGAUGAUAACGAUGUGUUUCAAGACAUAGGAAACGUCCCCAAGGAAGACGAGAUCCAACCCAAGGAUAUCUUCACUACGGCGAUGGCAGCAUGUGAUUCCUGCAACGAGCAAAAACAGCUGGUUGAUGCAGAGUGGUACUGGGGCAACAUCUCAAGAGACGAAGUGAACAGGAUGAUGAGGAACACACCCGAUGGUACAUUCUUAGUCCGGGAUGCUUCUACCAAGGUCAAAGGAGAAUACACUUUAACACUAAGGAAAGAUGGCUCCAAUAGACUGAUAAAGAUCUUCCAUCAUGGAGGAAAGUACGGUUUCUCUGAGCCAUUGACUUUCCUUUCAGUCGUGGAUCUUAUUCAGUAUUACCAGGACAGAUCACUGGCCCAGUACAACUCUAAACUGGAUACCAGGUUGCUGUUUCCUAUCUCCAAAUAUCUGCUGCAAGUGAUGGAGGUUGACAUUGACGCAGUCGGCGAACGGCUCAAGUUAUUUCAGGACCAUUACGAAGAGAAGAGCAGAGAGUACGACCGUCUCAACAAGGAGCUUAACCAAACAUCACAGGAAUUGCAGACUAAACGGAUGGCCAUUGAGGCUUUCAGUGAAAUCAUUCGGAUUUUUGAGGAGGAGUGUGAAACCCAAGAACGCUACAGCAAGGAAUACAUUGACAUGUUCCUGAAAUUAGACAACAAUACGGAAACUGACAAGAUUCAGAAUAACUCUGAUGAUCUGCAGUCAAGGGUGGAGGAGAUACACAACAGCAAAAUGAUGCUGGAGGACGAAUUGAGGAGCAAAGUCCUGGCCCACAUGGAGGUGGACAGGAAAAUAAACCACCUGAAACCAGACCUGGUCCAGCUCAGGAAGAUCAGAGAUCAGUAUUUGAUAUGGCUCUCACAGCAAGGAACCAGUCAGAGUCAGAUUAAUGACUGGCUUGGAGUACGGAUUGAAGAGGACCCGUACACCCUGGCAGAUUGCACCCACCACGAGGAGAGGACCUGGUACGUUGGAGGUAUGACUCGGAAGGAGGCAGAGGAGCUCCUGAAGGGCAGGAGAGACGGCACUUUCCUUAUCAGAGAUAGCCAAAGUCAGAGAGGAUCCUUUGCCUGCUCGGUCGUUGCGGACGGGCACGUGAAGCACUGUGUGAUCAACAGGACAUCUACAGGCUACGGUUUCGCCGAGCCCUAUAACCUGUACUCGUCGCUCAGAGAGCUGGUCCUCCACUAUCAGCACGCAUCCCUGAUCCAACACAACCAGCAGCUGAAUGUAACCCUGGCCUGGCCUGCUCUCAGCCAGCAGCCCAGCUGAGAAACCACCAGCAUGCCACACUGAUAGCACUUUCUCCAUGCUUCACUAUACGAGCACUCGGAAGAUGAAAACUAAACAAAAACAGAGGGACACUGUUAAACCAGCUCAAACUGAAAGAAAAUGUUAUUUUUUUAUAUCAAACUCUCCUAAAAAAAACAUGAUGUCAUAUCAAAAUAUCAAAAAUAGCAACUUUUCCAAAGUAGUUUUAAGGAUAAAUACAAUUGGUAUGUUUUUCUUGUUGGGCAAUAGUUACACAUCAAUCAAUAGUUAUCAAUCAAUCAAUCAAUCAAAUCAAUCGUCACAUCCGUAAUUAUUAUUCAGACUCAUUUAUUUUACUAAUAUAGUAUUUAAGUAGCUUAGUUUACUAUUAAUUUUCAAAAUACAACAAUUGAAUAAGCGGCACGGUGGUCGAGUGGUUACCGCGCAGACCUCACAGCUAGGAAACCAGGGUUCGAUUCCACCCGUCUCUCGCCCGAAGGCAGCUUGGAUAGACUCCAGCACCCCCCACAACAGUAUCACUCGGAUAUUGUGAACAUCCAGCAGCAACACAACAUUUUGGCAUGACUACUAUUUUGAUGAAAAAUAUACUGAACCAGGGCUGCACACAGGCUUCAGAGCUAAGAGACCCAAGUUCAAUUCCACCCUCGGCCAUCUCUGUGUGGAGUUUGUAUGAAAAAUUAGUCUUUUCCGCAUUGUUUUUUUUUUUAUUUUCCAUAUAUUUCUUAAUUAAUUUUAUGACUUUAUUUCUUAAAUAAUGUUCGUAAAUUUUCCGUUUGUGAUAUUGACUUUAUUCCGCAAUAUUUUGACUUUAUUUCAAUAAUUUAACUUUUUUUCCCUCUAACUUGAAUUUUUACAAAAAUUACAAUUUCGUUUUGUUUUGUUUGCGUAACACUAUGCUACAAAAAUGGCAUUACAUAUAUGGCAUUAUUAUUAUUAUUAAAAUGGCAUUAUAUAUAUAUUUUUUUUUGUUUGUUUUUUUUUGUUUUUUGUUAGUUUUUUGUUUUUUUUUAAUUCCAACUGUAUUCCCAUAAGUUGACUUUACUCUCAUAACAAAACUUUUUCCGCAUCAAGUUAUGUCAUUUGUUAUUUUGGUGGUUUCUCAUAAUAUUUCGACUUUUUGAAAAUUAGCAUCUUUUUUCUCUAAUAUAUUAGCUUUUUGCCACAAAAAUUAUGUUAUUUUUUUCUAAUAGUAUUACAAUGUUACUUGUCCACUUUUUUUUAUAUUUUGACUUUAUUUUUGUACAAUUACUGCAGAUUUUUCCAUUUCUUUAUUUUUAUUUUUUUUUUAUUUACGUUUUCUUGUUCUUGUCACUCCUGGUCUGACCUUUCAGAACGAAUUAAAUACCAAAAACCGAACAGUACAGUGUAGUGGUAGUAAUUUAAUAACAAAGUCCAGUCCGAUUCAUAAAUUAAAAGAUUUAAACUGGAGUAAAUCGUCCAUUUAUAUUCAUGUGUGUCCACACGGGGGUGAAAAAAAAGCACAAUAAAAAGCCCAUUUGGCGUACUGUACUGGAAGAUUUGGUUCCAGUUCAGCCAUUAUUUCUACUUUUAGCAAAAUCAAGAUGAAAUCCAUCAGCCGUGUUAGGACGACUCAGUACAAUCAACAUAACAGUCGGCGGUAAGGAUUACUCUUGAAUUGAAUGCGUUUACAUUUCAGAUCUGUCCAGGUCUAGACAGAUGUGCUCGCUUUGAUUGUGCUUGCGCGUAUGAAUAUUACAGUAUAUUACAGUAUAUAUGUUCUAAUAACACAGUAUGGCGCCUACUUGGGCUCAUAACUCAGUGCUUUCGUUAAUCCUGACAUAUCGAAAAAAACUAAAAGUCAUGCAUGCCUGGUGUGAUUUGCUGUGGAAUUGACGGUCAUGAACCGGUCGUUUGAAACUCGAAAGUUUUUUACUAAAUCGGGACUCACGGGUAUUUGUCUCUAACGUCACCUGCUACUACUAGAAAACCAGUUCAUACGUCAUUAAUUGUGCAACUGUUACUUUAACUGCAUUUGUAUAAAUGUAUUCAUACCCGUGGAAAACGCAACUGAUUCACAAACGGGUCACUAAAACUUAGCCUGCGAGUGGAGUUUUCACGGACUCACGGGUACUGGAUGAAAACUUGACUUGUUGAAUCCUAGGUCCUCAACGAAGACUCACGUUUUACUGACGGGUACUCGGCAAAAAAAAGUUUCUAACUCAACAUUUACUCAACAAAUUUUGUUUCGAGUUUCACUGACUUACGGGUACUCGUCAAAGACUUGUGUUUCUGACUCACAGGUAGCAGACAAUGAUUCAAGUUUCACUAACCCACGGGUACCGGAAGACUCAAGAUUCACUUAUUCACGGGUACUCAAUGAAUACUUAUGUUUGUUUGUUUUUUAGUCAUGGACAAAGAAUGUCAUUGACUCAAAGGCAUUUGAUGAAGACUGGAGAUUCUGACUCAUGGGUACUAGACAAAGACUCAAGUUUCACUGACUUAUGGAUACUCGACAAGACUCGGGUUUCUGACUCAUGGGUACUAGACAAAGACUCAAGUUUCACUGACUUAUGGAUACUCAAAAAGACUCAAGUUUCUGACUCAUGAGCACUAGACAAAGACUCAAGUUUCAGUGACUUAUGGAAACUCGAAAACACUUGAGUUCCUGACUCAUGGGUACUAGACAAAGACUCAAGUGUGACUGACUUAUGGAUACUCAAAAAGACUUGGGUUUCUGACUCAUGGGUACUAGACAAAGACUCAAAUUUCACUGACUUACGGAUACUCGAAAAGACUCAAGUUUCUGACUCAUGAGCACUAGACAAAGACUCAAGAUUUUGUCUCAUGGGUACUAGACAAAGACUCAAGUUUGACUGACUUAUGUAUACUCAAAAAGACUUGGGUUUCUGACUCAUGGGUACUAGACAAAGACUCAAGUUUUACUGACUUACGGAUAUUCGACAAAACUUGGGUUUCCGACUCAUGGGUACUGGACAAAGACUGAAGUUUCUGACUCAUGAGCACUAGACAAAGACUCAAGUUUCAGUGACUUUUGGAAACUCAAAAAGACUCGGGUUUCUGACUCAUGGGCACUAGACAAAGACUCAAGUUUCACCGACUUAUAGAUACUCGAAAAGACUCAAGUUUCUGACUCAUGAGCACUAGACAAAGACUGAAGUUUCUGACUCAUGAGCACUAGACAAAGACUCAAGUUUCAGUGACUAAUGGAAACUUGAAAAGACUCGGGUUUCUGACUCAUGGGUACUAGACAAAGACUCAACUUUCACCGACUCACGUGUAUUCCACAAACACUUGUGGUACUCGAGUCAGUUACUCACGUGUAGUCGACAGAGACUUGAAUCUCACAGACUCACAGUUGCUCGAAGACUGCAGUACCGUAAAAAUCGAGUACCCGAUUCACUUUUACUAUUAAUGUGUGUGUGAGUGCUUGUGUUUUUUUUUGUUUCCGUUUCACAAUUUAUCACAUAUAUUUUGAUGUAAAAUAUUGAAAAACAUUUUCAACAUUGUGCAGCCGAGAAAGAGAAACAUAGUUAACCUUCCUCUUGUGUUAGCUUUCUGGUAGCAUCUCUUAUGUUUUGACCCAUGUAUUAAAUCAGCUAUAAAAUACACUAAAAACAAUAACCAUCAAAUUUGGGUUUCAUGUCUUGGUUACCUUCUUAGGCUUCCUCAUCCAUGAAAAUGUUGCUUUUAAUACUUUUGGCCUUUUUUUGUCACUAUACCCCUCCAUUUCAAUUUCCAAAAAUGGUCAAAUGAACCUCAAAAGAAUAUUAUGAAAUGAAUAAAUUGAAGGUUCUUUUGUUACCUGGCUAUUACUGAGGGAUAUAGAACAUAUCUCUUAAAUCAAUGAGUUAGAUUUAUGUUCUCAUUUUAGUAUGAAUCACUAAAGAAACAUCUAUGGUGUUGGGGUCAAUUUUGACCCAUAUAUAUUCAUGUCAAGAAAAGGUAGAAAAACUUAUUGUUUUCACCAACACAACUUUAGUAUAAAGUGGAAUCAAAAAGCAGAACAGGUCCACAUCUUGGUUCACUCUACUUCUUGACAUUCUUUACAUGAUCCAAAUUGUUCUUUACGUGAUCCAAAUUGUUCUUUACAUGAUCCAAAUUGUUCUUUCCGUGAUCCAAAUUGUUCUUUCCGUGAUCCAAAUUGUUCUUUCCGUGAUCAAAAUUGUUCUUUCUAUGAUCAAAAUUGGUCUUUCUAUGAUCAAAAUUGUUCUUUCCAUGAUCCAAAUUGUUCUUUCCGUGAUCCAAAUUGUUCUUUACGUGAUCCAAAUUGUUCUUUCCAUGAUCCAAAUUGUUCUUUCCAUGAUCCAAAUUGUUCUUUCCAUGAUCCAAAUUGUUCCUUACAUGAUCCAAAUUGUUCCUUACAUGAUCCAAAUUGGUCUUUCCAUGAUCCAAAUUGGUCUUUCCAUGAUCCAAAUUGUUCUUUACAUGAUCCAAAUUGGUCUUUCCAUGAUCCAAAUUGGUCUUUCCAUGAUCCAAAUUGGUCUUUACAUGAUCCAGAUUGGUCUUUACAUGAUCCAGAUUGUUCUUUACAUGAUCAAAAUUCUUCUUUCCGUGAUCCAAAUUGUUCUUUACAUGAUCAAAAUUGUUCUUUACAUGAUCAAAAUUUGUCUUUCCAUGAUCCAAAUUGUUCUUUCCGUGAUCCAAAUUGUUCUUUCCAUUGAUCCAAAUUGUUCUUUACAUGAUCCAAAUUGUUCUUUCCGUGAUCCAAAUUGUUCUUUCCAUGAUCCAAAUUGGUCUUUCCAUGAUCCAAAUUCUUCUUUCCAUGAUCCAAAUUGUUCUUUACAUGAUCAAAAUUGUUGUUUACAUGAUCCAAAUUGUUCUUUCCAUGAUCAAAAUUUUUCUUUUUAUGAUCCAAAUUGUUCUUUCCAUGACCCAAAUUGUUCUUUACAUGACCCAAAUUGUUCUUUCCAUGAUCCAAAUAGUAAAUGUGAAAUCAUCCAUCAGUCAAAUGAGUGAAUUCCCCUCCCAUGUGUGGACCUUGUUUUUCUGCUGGUAUCCUGGAAAAGCGGUCAAAAUGAGAAUCCCCUGAAGCUUCCAUGAUGAGAAGAGGAGCUGGUUGUCAUUGUGUUGGCUAAUUGGACACUUAUGAUUUCAGUUGGGGCUCCAAAUAUUGCUUUAUAGUCAUAUUAUUAUUAUUAUAACCGGGUCCAAACCAACCCUAACAAUACAGUGGUCAUAAUUUCAACCAGACCAUUUUAAAUUUAGUAAAAAAAAAAAUAUUUGGUUUUAUUUUGUUGAAAUAGAGUUUCCUGACAAAGUCAAAAAACCUUGAUGCAAUAAACAAAUGUUAUGUGAUUCUUUUUAUGCAUUAAAAUGUAAAACAGGUCGGUGUCGAACCCUAACACAAGAGGAGGGUUAAAGCACAGGAAUUUGCACAGCAGCUCCAAAAGAGGGGGCAACAUGAAGCAUAUUUUUUGCACUAAUGCAUCUGAUCCGAUGUGGAGUUAUGAUGACUGUUCCAUGUUGUCGUUUCGUAUCACUGUAACUGAAAGCAAGCCGAUUCGCGAUGGUGCUAAGUGUGCUGACUGAUGUCAUACGACUGAAAGAGCACUAAGAAGACAGUGCUUGUGUGUGGCAUUUAAACCACGUUCACAACAGUAUUUUAUUAUUAUUAUUAUUAUUAUUAUUAUUAUUAUUAUUAUUAUUAUUUCAAGUAGAUGACUUUGUAUUCCCCUAAGUGUGCGCCAUUUUUUUUUUGUGUUGGUGUAAAUAUUUCGUCACUGUGCAAAAAGAAACAAACUUAGCCUAGUUUAAUGCACGUAAAAUGCUCACUUUGUACAAUUUUAUUGAUAUAACCAGAUCGAGUUGUCUAAUUUUACUUUGCACCUUAUGUUCAAGAAAUUACGAUUUAAUGGCAAUAACCACGUUUUUUUUUAUGGAAGUAAACAAAAAUAAUGUCUACCAAAAUGUGCCAUAGUAGACAAGUGUUUAAUACACACUCAUUUAUCGGUGGCGGCCCAAAAAACAGAUUUGAUGCAAAUGAAGCUUGCCAUUACGACUCCAUAGAUAUCAUCAUAACACACCCGGUCGGCUAAAGAAUAAGAAGAUGUUGCAAGAGGGAUCCAAAUUGUUCUUUCCAUGAUCCAAAUUGUUCUUUCCAUGAUCCAUAGAUAUCAUCAUAACACACCCGGUCGGCUAAAGAAUAAGAAGAUGUUGCAAGAGGGAGCCAAAUUGUUCUUUCCAUGAUCCAAAUUGUUCUUUCCAUGAUCCAUAGAUAUCAUCAUAACACACCCGGUCGGCUAAAGAAUAAGAAGAUGUUGCAAGAGGGAUCCAAAUUGUUCUUUCCAUGAUCCAAAUUGUUCUUUCCAUGAUCCAAAUUGUUCUUUCCAUGAUCCAUAGAUAUCAUCAUAACACACCCGGUCGGCUAAAGAAUAAGAAGAUGUUGCAAGAGGGAGCAAAAUUGUUCUUUCCAUGAUCCAAAUUGUUCUUUACAUGAUCCAAAUUGUUAUUUCCAUGAUCCAUAGAUAUCAUCAUAACACACCCGGUCGGCUAAAGAAUAAGAAGAUGUUGCAAGAGGGAGCAAAAUUGUUCUUUCCAUGAUCCAAAUUGUUCUUUCCAUGAUCCAUAGAUAUCAUCAUAACACACCCGGUCGGCUAAAGAAUAAGAAGAUGUUGCAAGAGGGAGCCAAAUUGUUCUUUCCAUGAUCCAAAUUGUUCUUUCCAUGAUCCAUAGAUAUCAUCAUAACACACCCGGUCGGCUAAAGAAUAAGAAGAUGUUGCAAGAGGGAGCCAAAUUGUUCUUUCCAUGAUCCAAAUUGUUCUUUCCAUGAUCCAAAUUGUUCUUUCCAUGAUCCAUAGAUAUCAUCAUAACACACCCGGUCGGCUAAAGAAUAAGAAGAUGUUGCAAGAGGGAUCCAAAUGGUUCUUUCCAUGAUCCAAAUUGUUCUUUCCAUGAUCCAAAUUGUUCUUUACAUGAUCCAAAUUGUUCUUCCCAUGAUCCAAAUUGUUCUUCCCAUGAUCCAAAUUGUUCUUCCCAUGAUCCAAAUUGUUCUUCCCAUUAUCCAAAUUGUUCUUUCCAUGAUCCAAAUUGUUCUUUCCAUGAUCCAAAUUGUUCUUUCUAUGAUCCAAAUUGUUCUUUACAUGAUCCAUAGAUAUCAUCAUAACACACCCGAUCGGCUAAAGAAUAAGAACAUGUUGCAAGAGGGAUCGGUGUUACAAACUUAGCAACUGUCGUUAUAUUUACCUAGUAUUCAGACUCCUUUGUAGCGACAUAUUCCGGUCAGUUUUGCUCUUCUCAACGAGCAGCGGGGUCCUGCUGCGAGGCAUCCCCUCCAUCAAAAAGCACUCACGGACGGUCACUCUGUUUUGCUUGUGAAAUACAAAAAAAAGCAAAGAUAGUUAGUUUGGAUUUCAAAACUUAUUUAUGUUUUAGGUUUAGGUUUUUGUUCUCUUUACACCGUAAUGACCCAUUUUAUAAAAACCUGAGUUAAACCAGAAGACUUAUUUAGCAUGGGGGGGAAAAAAUAAUCUAAAAUCUAAAACAAGAUUACAGAUUUAGGAAAGUUGUGUUUCAGUUUGAGCUGUGCAUAUGAUCAAAUACCUCUCUACGUGUUUGUGUAUUUCACUCAACUGUUUCUGUGACCUUGACUUGUUGCUCUUGUGACUGUCGGAAAUUGUCCCAUCACAAAUCUUUUAGCUGCACUUAAUAGUUUAUUGCUGUGAAGAAAAAUACUGUUAACGUAAAUGUUUGUUUACUACUUCAAUUAUGCAAUGGCAUUGUGCGUUUUGUCGCGGUAGCUUGUCUUUCUUUUAGGAGUCUGCAGUCACCUGAGGACACGUGUUGGUUUAAAACCAUUUCGUUGGUGUAAAACUUAUUGUCCUUCUUUAACUUCUUCCAUUGUUCAUGUAUGCACUUUAAUUACUAAAUAAAGUAAACAUUGUAAAUGA
Molecule: messenger RNA, 10388 nt
Organism: Doryrhamphus excisus (bluestripe pipefish)
Lineage: Eukaryota; Metazoa; Chordata; Actinopteri; Syngnathiformes; Syngnathidae
Product: phosphatidylinositol 3-kinase regulatory subunit gamma-like
Biological process (GO): phosphatidylinositol phosphate biosynthetic process; insulin receptor signaling pathway
Cellular component (GO): phosphatidylinositol 3-kinase complex
Molecular function (GO): 1-phosphatidylinositol-3-kinase regulator activity
Source: RefSeq, a predicted model, not a curated record